AUGCCACAGCACUGCCAGGUCACCUUGACAUUGGUGCCAGAACUGCAGCGACAGCUUGAAAACAUCCAAGAGCAGUGCAAGGCCUGCAUCAGAGUUUGGUGCUACGCAGCGUGCCGGAUCAUCUUGACCGAAGCACUUCUUGCUGUUGAGGAAGCGAUGCGCAAGCUUCGAGAUCAAGAGGCACAGCUCACCAGCCAAUCGGCUCGUGUUGCCCUCUUGGAGAAGCAGGUGAACGAGCGCGUGGCCUCCCUGGAGGGCAAGGUGAGCAGCCUGGAGCUGAAGGAGGAGGAGCGCUACACCGAGGUGAAGCUUGCGAUUGCAAAUGUCCAGGAAGGCCAGGCCGAGGAGAUCAAGGCGGCCGAGGCCGUGGUCGCCCGACGUGAAGCCUUGGAGGAAGAGCGCCGACGACAGCAGGAAGAAGCCGAGGCCUUGCGUGAGAGCGAGCGAGCGCAGUUGGAGGCACAGCUGGCGCAGCAGGCUCGGGGAAGCGAAGAGUCUUUGGGAAAGUUGCUAAGAAUCCAGUUGGAUGAAGCCGCAAUCCAACGCUACGAGGAGGGAGGUCAAGGGCAACUGAUGUUCGACUCGUUGUACCCACCUGGGUCAGGCCCAGAUUGGGAGGCAGACUACGUUAAAGAUGACACCGCAGACCACGGCCAGUGGGAUGCCCAAAUGCACUAUGAUGCAGCGAGGAAGCAGCGUCGUGAUUUGCAAAAGCAGGCAAAGAACUCGCUGAAAGCAGCCGUCAUCGCUCAAGAGGAGUUCGAGGACAUGCAAAAGAAAGAGUUGCAGCUCCGGGACAAGAUGAUUCAGGCACGUGCGCUGGCCAAGAAGCAGGAGGGCGUCAUCAGCACACUGAAGGCCAAACAAAACUGGCAGGAGGAAUCCGUGAAGUGGGUGAAGGAGGACAUCAAAUAUGGCAAAGGUCAGGUCAAAAAGCUCCAGGAGGCCAUUCAGGUUGUUGGAAACAGGAUCAAGGCGAAGGAGCAACAGAUUGAGGCCAUGAAGCUUGGAAACAGCCAGAAAAAGAAGGCCGCCUUCACUGCCCACGAGGUGCAGGAAAUGGCCACGCGGCUGCAUCGUCUGCAGAAGAUCCUGCAGAAGAGGAAAGCCACACUCAAGGCAACGAAGCAGAAGGUCCAGAAGUUGCGAAAGCAGGAGCUGCAAGCUCAAGAGAAGUUGCAAAAAGAGGAGAAGAAGCAAGCCCAAUCGGACGUGCAGUCCGAGGUGCUCUCUUCGAUUUGGAGCAGAUUUGGCUGGUCCUGA
This is a messenger RNA of Symbiodinium natans, 1263 nucleotides long. Lineage: Eukaryota; Dinophyceae; Suessiales; Symbiodiniaceae. The record is from the annotation of a GenBank genome assembly.